Molecule: messenger RNA, 3769 nt
Organism: Chaetomium fimeti
Lineage: Eukaryota; Fungi; Ascomycota; Sordariomycetes; Sordariales; Chaetomiaceae
Exons: 4
Coding region: 210-3659 (1149 amino acids)
Molecular function (GO): cytoskeletal protein binding; protein-macromolecule adaptor activity; ubiquitin binding
Source: RefSeq, a predicted model, not a curated record
CCACCCCGCGACGACACCCGGUUCGGCGUCAUAUCCGCACAACCCCCCCGCCCUUCCGUCCCGUUCCGUAACGCUUCCCGUCGACCGUGAUUCCGAUGCCGUCUGCUGCCGCUCUCCAGAGACAAUAGUCGACACUGACCGCAACCCUCCGACGAUCCGACGAGCGGCCUCGACUCCUGUGAACAACAACCACAGCAGCAGCCGCAGCCAUGGGCUUCGUCGGCGUCUACAAGGCCGUCUACGACUACGCCCCCCAGGGCGAGGGCGAGCUGCAGAUCACCGAGGGGGACCUGCUCUACGUGCUGGAAAAGAGCACCGACGACGACUGGUGGAAGGCCAAGAAGAAGGCAACCGGCGAAGAUGAGGAUGAGCCAGUCGGCCUGAUUCCGAACAAUUACGUCGAGGAGGUCCAACCCCAGGCGAAAGCCCGCGCUCUGUACGAAUACACGAGGCAGACCGACGAGGAGCUGUCGUUCCCCGAGGAUGCGCAGCUUGAGGUCUUUGACACGUCAGACCCGGAUUGGAUUUUGGUAGGACACGAAGGAGACUAUGGCUUCGUUCCCGCCAACUACAUCGAGCUGGGGGAUGCCGCGCCCAAGGAGGAGCAAGAGGCUGAAGCGCCCGCGCCCGCGCCGCCUCCCCUCCCCGCGCGGACCCCCAGUAGCGACGUACAGAGCCCUCCUCUUCCCGCUAGGAACCCGGCUCCCGCCGAGCCGAGCACGCCUGACACGCCCGCUGCCCCUAAUCCGGCCACUAUGAUCGCUGGCAUGAUGGCUGCGCGCGCGAGUUCGUCCCAGCAGCCUCCCCCUGCGCCGCUCGAUCUCCCGCCCCGGAACCAGUAUGCCUCCGAGGAAUCCGAUGCCGAGGUCAAGUCCCCACCGCUCCCGGCCCGGCCGCGCGGCGACUCGCAGAUGUCGGUGGAGCCUCCCCGUCCGUCCCCACCGGUGGAACAACGCAGGCGCGACGAUUAUAACAGCCGCAAUGAGUACAGCAGUCGCGAUGAGCGUAGUAGCCGCAAUGAAUACAGCAACCGCAAUGACCGCCACAGCCGCGGCGAUUAUGACGAGCAGCCGCAAACCCCCAAGACCGAACCUCUGACCCCAGGCGACUUCCACAUGUACAAUAUUAACGAGAUGACAUCCAUCAUGGGCAAGAAGAAGAAGAUGCCGACUACUCUGGGCAUCAACCUUCGGACAGGCAUCAUCAUGAUCGCCCCCGAGUACGCUCAGGACGGCCCCUCGCUCGAGUGGACGGCCGAUCGCAUGACGCACUACUCGCGCGAGGGAAAGCACGUUUUCAUGGAGCUGGUCAAGCCGAGCAAGAGCAUCGACUUCCACGCGGGCGCAAAGGACACCGCCGAAGAGAUCGUUUCCAUGCUCGGCGAACUGGCCGGUGCCGUGCGUGCCGAGGGCCUGCGGGAGGUGAUCAUGGCUGCCACGGGGCCAAGGGCGAUACAGCAGAAGAAGGGCGUCAUCAUGUACGACUUCAUGGCCCAGGGCGAUGACGAGGUGACCGUCGGCAUCGGCGAUGAGGUCAUCAUCCUGGACGACACCAAGAGCGAAGAGUGGUGGAUGGUGCGCCGCGUCAAGAACCAGCGAGAGGGCGUCGUGCCGAGCAGCUACAUCGAGGUUACCGGCAUUAUCGAGAGCCCCGUGCCGACCGCCGCCUCCGGUGUCGGCGCCGGCAAGUCGACCAUCGAGCAGAACCGCCUAGACGAGGCGCGCAUGACCAAGGAGGCCAUCAAGGCCGGCCAGCGGGAGGACCAGAGGGAGAGGGAAAAAUCGAGAUCAGAGCAGCGAAGCAGACGCGAGAGCGGCCGCGCCGAGGCCUCGGGCUCGUCCAGGUCCAACGGAAAGUCGAAACCCGAUCCCUCCAAGGUCCGCUCGUGGACAGACCGCUCCAAGUCAUUCACCGUCGACGCCCAGUUCCUCGGCAUGAAGGACGGCAAGCUCAACCUCCACAAGCUCAACGGCGUCCGGAUCGCCGUGCCCGUCGCCAAGAUGUCCCUCGAGGACCUGGAGUAUGUCGAGCGCGUCACCGGUAUCUCCCUCGACGAGGACAAGCCGCUGUCCGACCUCAAGAGGCGGGCGACGACGAGCGAGAGCUCGCGCAAGCCCCCGGCUGCCAAGGUCGGCGCUUCCAUCGAGUCCAAGAAGUCGGACUAUGACUGGUUCCAGUUCUUCCUGAAUUGCGAGGUCCAGCCGGGGCUGUGUGAGCGCUACGCCCAGGCUUUCGGCAGGGAGUCCAUGGACGAGAGUGUCCUGCCCGACGUUGAUGCUUCCGUAUUACGGAACCUGGGCUUUCGCGAGGGUGAUAUCAUCAAGGUGAUGCGGUAUUUGGAUACCAAGUAUUAUCGUGGGAAGAAGGGCGAGGAAGAGCCUGGUGGCGGGUUGUUUUCUGGCCCGGGCGGCACGCUGCGGAACAACACCAGGAAAGGACGGCCGGCUCCUCCCGUCGAGACCAACAACACCGUCGAUCCGAACGCGUUCUCUUCGCAGAAAGACUCGUCUCCGGCUGAGGCCAAGGCCGCGUCCCCGCCUACGAAGGCAGCAGCUCCGACGGCUUCAAAACCUGCCGGGGGCUUUGAUGAUGAUGCGUGGGAUGUGAAGCCGUCCAAGACCCCCGAACCGGCUCCCCAGCAGGCACCGGCAGCUCCCGCCUCCGCUCCUGCCCCGGCUCCGGCCCCUGCUCCCGCACCGAGCUCGGCCAAGCUCACCGGGUCGAUGCAGGAGCUGUCACUGCUAACCCAGCCGUUAACGCCGGAAAAGGCUCAGCCGCCCGCCCCUCCACCAGCUUUGAACUUGGCGCCCGCUACGGCACCCGCCCCGGCUCCGGCCCAGAUUGCCCAGCCCACCGGCGCCACCCCCGGCUUCUUCAGCGGCAUGCAACCGCCCGCCAUCAACGGCCAACAAUCCCAGUACGCUCAGCAGUUGCCACAAAACAUCGCUCGCCAACGACCCAUGGCGCCGCAGUACGCCCAAGGCCAGGGCGGCCUAAUGCCACCCCCUCCGCCCUCGCGGCCCCUUUCCGCACCGCAGUCCGCCCAACCCAGCGCUUUCGCCCCGCCACCCCUCCAGCCCCAGAUGACCGGCUACUCCCAGGUCGCGCCCCCGGGCCAGAGCCUGAACGACCUCUCCCAAGCCCGCCUCCAGCAGCAGUACACCGCCAUGCAGCAGCAGCAGCAGCCGAUGAUGCCCAUGAUGACCGGCAUGCAACAGCAGCAGCAACCACAACAACAGGGCGGCUUCCAGGGCCCGUUCGUACCCCAGCCCACGGGUAUGGGACCCAUGCAGGCCCAGCCUACGGGAUUCAUGGGCGGCUAUCCGCAGCAGCAGCAGCAGCCGCAGAUGACUGGCUUGCCGCAGCCGAUGCAGCCGCAGCCUACUGGGUUUGGAGGUGGCAUGCAGCCGAUGCAGCCGAUGCAACCCAUGCAGCCGCAGGCUACUGGGUUUGGGAAUAUGCCUGCUUCUGGUGGUGCCAGUGGCGGACUGCAGCCGCCUGUGCAGCCGCUCGUGCCUCAGCAGACGGGGCCGGCGCCGCCGGUGAGGUUUGGUGUGACGGAGGGGGCCAAGAAAUUGGCGCCGCAGGCUACGGGGAGGAGGGCGAAUUUGUCUGCUGCUAGUGAGUUUUUCCUCUUUUUCUGCUUCCGUUUUUUCUGAAGAGAUUGACGCUAACGGUGAUGUGUCACAGCGCCGGAUAACCCCUUCGGGUUUUGAUCAACCACUACGCCUACAAUACACCCACGGGAGUUGCGUGAACGCCCUUUAGG